AUGACGGCUGUAGCAACGGUCGCCAUCUUGGUUGUCACUUUUCCAUUUCCUGUUCUGCAAAUGUUGACAGAAGCAAAGGAGAAGAUAAUCUGAAUUAAGCCUGGUCUCAUAUCUUCUGACAGUGGAACUGACAGAUACAUCAACAUGGCCGACUUGGGAACUGACAUGAUUACUAAACGUCCUCGGACUGCGCGGGACCAGUACACAGUCCUGACAGAAACACAGAUCAAAAAUAUAAAACAGAACCCAACAGCAUUUUUCCACACUAACAAAGCAUCGGAUCAACACACCCGAAACUGGGACCCCAACAAGCGGUAUGUGAUUGACAGGACGGCCACCAGCACCAACCAGCAUCUGUACCGGGGGAUGAGCCUGUCCCACCCCGUGUGUUGGAUCGGGGAGAAGUACAACCGCUUCCCCCCUGCAGACCACAACACCGCACGUCUGGGGGCGUCACUACGGUGGGGGCCGGAGAAAACGGGGUCAAGGACGUUUUCACAUUUUGAUGGUGAGAACUCGCAGCGCUUUGUGAAGAUAGAUAUGUACAAGCGUCCCCCAACAAACCAGCCAGGCCAAGUCAUCAUGAGUCACGGGCGACCGGGGGAUGGGUACUACUCACAACGAAACCCAAACAUGACCACAUGGUUUGGAGCCAGUUUUCCGUUGAACCACAACGUCAUUCUUGAGGACAUUCAGCCGAAAACAUACGCGGACUACGAGAUGAUUCGCCAGCACAAACAGGCUCACAUUUCUCGCAGGAUAAACCAGUGGCCGGACUUCUCCGAAUACACAGACAAAUUUGCCCUGUCAACGAAAACAGAACCAAAGAUCACCUCAUUGGAGCAAAGAAAGAGAUAUGUUUUACAAGCAUGAGAGGGUAGUUCAACAUUAACAGAGACCAAAGCUGUCCACUAGCAUUACGGAACCACCGUCUAGAUGUGGCAGAUUGUGUAGGCCCCGAGAUAUUACCCAUACACCAGUGUCUUCAUUCUUGGUAGAGUAGAGUGAAAAUAUGACUGCAAAGGCCUUCUGGGCCCACUUGUACAAAGCGAUCUUAGCGCUACGACUAUCGUAAGCCUAUGUUAAAGUAUGGGAGUUACGAUCAUCUUAGCGCUACGAUCGUUUUGUGCAAGUGGGCCCAGCUGAUCUUGUGUGGCUAGAACAUUUUACUGCCUCAAUGUCUCAAUCUAUUUGUAUGACCGUUUCCGGUAACUGUAGCUGGUUUAGAUUUUGGAGGUCAAAGCUGUUUGUAUUACUAAGCUGUUUAAGGUUCUUAAGGCCUCAUGCUUGACUUCUUGAAUUAUCAGAUUUCCAUCCAAACCCACCUGAUGAUAUUCUGAAGGUUGGGCAUAUUUUUUGAAAUAUUGACGACAGUCAAGACUGAUUUCUAUGACUUGAUAAAGGCCAAUGGCGCCAACAAUGAAAUAUUGUUUGGUGGGAAUUUUUCAGAUCGAAUCUAUCCAAGGAUUGCUUUUUCCUAGUCAGGGCUUGUAUUCAAGAACUGGAACAUUUACUUGUAGGCUUAGUAGAAUAUUUUUUGGACAAGUUUUUGUAUCCUAAAUGUAACUUAAAUCUGUUUGAGUUGAAAUGAUUUAAGACUGUCGAAACAAAUCAGCUUUAACAUAUUUUCUGUCUCAAUGUGAUGAUAUUUUUGAAUAUUUUUAAGCUCCCAGUAUUUAUUGCACCAAAGCCAAAAGUAUGGUAUUGUGAUCAUGUGUCAAAGAGUCUCAGUAUUUUAGAUGUGUUUAAUCAUAAGAUACUAUAUUUGCAAGUAUAUGGCAUGUAAGAGAGGAGACGUCCUUGUACAUACAGCAUGGAAUCAUGUGGAACCAAACCGGUAUCUUAUGGAACCAGCUGCCGGAACUAACAUGGAAUUGUACGGAACCAAAAUGGAAUCAUACAGAACUGACAUGGAAUCUUAUGGAACCAUGACAGAAAUGUAGGGAACCACCAUGUAAAGUAUAUGGAACCAAAAUGGAAUCAUACAGAACUGACAUGGAAUCUUAUGGAACCAUGACAGGAAAUGUAUGGAACCAACAUGGGAUCAUACAGAACUGACAUGGAAUCUUAUGGAACCAGCACAGAAAUGUAUGGAACCAAAAUGGAACCAUGCAGAACUGACAUGGAAUCUUAUGGAACCAGCACAGGAAUGUAUGGAACCAACAUGGGAUCAUUCAGAACUAACACAGAACCAUGGAGCCAAUCUUUUCUCAGUGCACUGGCAAGAUUACCCUGGUUUCGUGAUCCGUAAUGUUGUCGAUUUUGGAUUUACACCGUGUGAAUGCUGCUACAUUUAUUGCAGAACAGAAGAGAUAUGUUCAACAAGUAUAUUAUAGUUGUAUAUAAUGUAUAUUGUACAUAGGUUCAAGGAUCAACUGAAUGGAAAUGAUGUAUAUUUUGUUUAUUUGAAAUAAAUCAUAGAAACAA
Haliotis rufescens (red abalone) is the source of this 2427-nucleotide messenger RNA. RefSeq lists its product as uncharacterized. The coding region runs from base 145 to 873 and encodes 242 amino acids. The record is from RefSeq and is a predicted model, not a curated record. NCBI's taxonomy places the organism in Eukaryota, Metazoa, Mollusca, Gastropoda, Lepetellida, Haliotidae. The transcript has 6 exons.